AUGGCUUACGCUGUCCGCAACGACCACAUCGUGAGCUACGGCAGCACUGCCUACUACCCACCUAGCAGCGGCCGCCGCAACCGCAGCCCUCAGGAGAGCCACUGCGACGUGAGGAUCUGCGUAUGCGAUGACUACCGCUCCUCCCCUCCGCCGCCAUCAUCGUCGCACUUGGUCUCAAGCUCGGUUCAUGUCCAGGUGCGCCACGGCGGGGGCUCGAGGAGGCGCUCCUCCCGACGAUGUGGCCGCUGCGGCCUUGACCGCAGCGGGGGGGGUCCACACAUGUCGUCGUCUGGCAGGAGCACAGCUACGACGACCACCAGCAUCCUCGUCGACAACCGGGCCUCUGGGUCCUCCCUCUGGCACCGGUACGGGCCAGAAUUCCGCGUCGGCAUCUCGCACUCGACCUCUACGUCGGACAUCAUCGGGUUCCUGGCCCCCGAAUCCUCCCGGUACGAGGUCGUGGUCCACUGGGACGACCACACGUACGAGCCUCUGGGGCGCUGGAUCCCCGUCAGGGACAUCUCCAGGAGGGCCCAUUAG
Geosmithia morbida is the source of this 540-nucleotide messenger RNA. RefSeq lists its product as uncharacterized. NCBI's taxonomy places the organism in Eukaryota, Fungi, Ascomycota, Sordariomycetes, Hypocreales, Bionectriaceae. Bases 1 to 540 code for a protein of 179 amino acids. The record is from RefSeq and is a predicted model, not a curated record. The transcript has 2 exons.